Galleria mellonella (greater wax moth) is the source of this 2164-nucleotide messenger RNA. Its product is annotated as delta(3,5)-Delta(2,4)-dienoyl-CoA isomerase, mitochondrial-like. The record is from RefSeq and is a predicted model, not a curated record. Gene Ontology annotation, molecular function: delta(3,5)-delta(2,4)-dienoyl-CoA isomerase activity. The transcript has 9 exons. Lineage: Eukaryota; Metazoa; Arthropoda; Insecta; Lepidoptera; Pyralidae. Gene Ontology annotation, cellular component: mitochondrion. The coding region runs from base 140 to 1057 and encodes 305 amino acids.
UAGAUAAAUAUUAAAUAAGUACUUAGCUAUAAAUAUAUAUACUUUUCGCCGGACAAACAAUUUAUACAAAAUAAAUCUAUUAGAAAAAGUACGUUGCAAAUAAAUGUAAAAAUUGGUAUUUUCACUUUUUUAAAACGAAAUGGCGUCAAUAAUUAAAUCUAUAGUUCUCAACAAACCGAACAAAGUUGCAAGCACAUUGUUAAGAACAUACUCAGCCAAAGCUGAUGUCACUCAAUAUGAAACACUGGCCGUGUCUGUACCGAAAAAGAAUGUAUUUCAUGUAGAACUAAACCGUCCAGACAAAUUGAACACAUUCAAUGAUGCUCUAUGGGAUGAUUUGACCACAUGUUUCAAGGCACUGCAUGAGAAUCCUGAAUGCAGAGUGGUUGUACUAUCAGGCAGAGGGAAGCAUUUUUCAGCUGGUAUCGACCUGAAAAGCCUCAUAAAAAACUUUACCAAAGUCAACGAAAUUGAUGAUACAGCACGCAAGGCCAGAGCGUACGCGGGCUACAUAAAGAGAUAUCAGGAAAGCAUAUCAUCACUGGAGGUCUGCGCGAAACCAGUAUUGAAUCUCAUACACGAAGGUUGUAUUGGUGCUGGUGUGAAUGUGAUCACCGCAGCUGAUGUCAGAUACUGCACCGAAGAUGCUUGGUUCCAAGUGAAAGAGGUGCUGAUCGGCGUGGCCGGAGACACUGGUGUAUUGCAGAGGUUGCCUAAAGUGAUCGGCAGCGCGUCGGUUGCCCGCGAGCUGUGCUACACGGCGCGGAAGGUGACGGCGCAGGAGGCGCUGAGCAUAGGGCUGGUCAGCAGGGUCUUCCCCGACAAGGACACAGCUCUAACUGAGGUGUUAAAUAUAGCUGAAACCAUCGCGAGCAUGAGCCCAGUGGCUGUUCAAGCUAUUAAGCAGAACCUGGUCUAUUCACAGGACAGGACCAUCGCCGAGGGUCUGGAGCAUAUUUGUUUAUUGAACGCCAUCAACCAUCAAAGUGAAGAUAUAACUAAGGCUGCCAUCGCACAGGCCACUAAGACCGGUCAACCUGACUUCGAAAACUUGUAGUUUUAAUUACGGCAGACGAAGGCCAAAAGCCAUUUGUUACUUUAUAGAUAUAUAGAUAAAUACUCUAUUGUUUCCUCCAAAGGAUUACAAUAGUAAACUUAUUAUAGAUACAAACAAUGAUAUAUACAUUGCAUCAUCAUUAUCAAUAAGCUGUACAUAACCUCCACCUUGGGGGCUUAUGUACAGCUUGCGGGCAACUGUAGUCCGGCUUUAGAGAUGUUUUAAAAGGGACGCUGCUGCCCAUUCCUCGCACUCCCUUAGUCGCCUCUUACGACAUCCACAGAAGGAUAGGAAGAGAUGGCCUAAUCUCAUAAUUAUAGUCAAUGAUGAAGAAAAACUGUAAUGAAGGAUGUGACGGUCCACGUGAUGGAAAGUGAUAACCGUCACCUAUAGACAUGAGCAGUACUAUGGACAGCUGCGGCCUUACGGGGUGGCGAACAGGGCAAUUGACCGGGUCCUCGCUCUUGUGGGGGCCUAGCGUAACAACUGCUGCCUACAUCCAACAACCAGACCUAGUUUCGCAUCACAUACUUUUCACGAAGGACAAAGGGCCUUGCAAAGACCUACCGCCUGGAGCCUCUCAAUGGCUAAGGCCGCCGCUGACUAUGGACAUAACAGAGAUAGAUAGACUGUUUCGCCCAUGAUAUGCGUUGUCAUUCCUGAGGACUAAGGUGUUGUGUAACCUGUACCCUGUAAUUUGAUUGCCAUAUCCCACCCUUCAGAUCGGAACAGCCAUACAAACACAGCUGAAUUGGAUAAAGUUACCCAAGCAGACGACUUUGUACAGUCUCUCUCUAGUAAAUAAAAACUAGUAACUUCUACAGUAAAUGACAAAUAGUAAUCAUGUUAUUUAUUUUAAAUGUUUUUAAUUACUUAAUUGCUAUCCAAAUGCUGGACAAUAUAGUGAAAUACCUGUGUGCUGUCGCAGUGUCCAUUUUUUUUAACUAAAUAUAUAUGUGACAAAGCGUAUAACGCAUUUUUAUUGUUGGUUAUAUUUAAAGCCAAAGGCCUGUACAAUAUUUUUGUAGAUUUUUUAAAUUUGCUAUAAGUAUAUUUAUAUUUAAGUAAACUAUUUUUGUAAAUUGUUAAAAUAAACACUCAACUGAC